AUGGCUGCGACGCAGGCAGAGUCUCAGCGAAGCGAAGCGAACGUUGAUCAGAAUCCAUCGGACCAACUCAGUGAAUCUCGGAACGUGCUUUUACAAAACGGCACCGACAAAUCCGUCGGGCGCGUUCCGCCCGAUGGCGUUGUGAACACAAAGAGUAAAUCGCCGAUGUCGGCCGAUCCGGGCCAGCCACGCGACGGUGGUGAGGCGCCCGGCCACGAUCGGAGCGGUGACCGCCCAGUGCCGGACCAGUACGGACCGUAUCGUUAUCCGGAAGGUGCUGAUCCAUAUUAUGCUCAACGACCGGGAUUUCCCGGCAAACCGCGGCCACCACCGCAACAAAGAUUUUUCCCUGGGCAAACUGUAUCUCAGGCGCCUGGUCCUACGCCUACACUCAACUCAUUGCUCCAGUCGAGUGGAGCGCCGCCACAUCGCUAUCCCAAUAGUUAUGACCAGCCGCCCGGGGGUUAUGGACCCGCCCCUGGUUGGCCACAGCCAAGACCAAUGCCACCAUAUAAUCCUCAAGCAAGUCCAUACAGAAACUCAACGCCACCGCGAGGGUAUGGUGGACCGCCGUACGGCGCUGGUGCCCCCGGCGGUCCGCAGCAGCCGCCAGGGGCGUACGGUCCGCCGGGGUCUUACCCGCCCAGGUAUCCGCCACCGCCGGGCCAUCCGGGCGCACCUAACUCACGGCCACCUUUCUCUCCGCACCAGAUCGCUCUUAAAAUACUCUUCAUAGACGUCGUAUUACACGAUUCAUAUUCAAGUCCGAAACUAGAGAGCCUCGAACGCUUCUCAGAAUCGUUGAGCCGGCGGCGCGGCGGCGCGUCGCAGCCUCAUCCACUCACG
Messenger RNA from Brenthis ino (lesser marbled fritillary), 846 nucleotides. Lineage: Eukaryota; Metazoa; Arthropoda; Insecta; Lepidoptera; Nymphalidae. The record is from the annotation of a GenBank genome assembly.